Soboliphyme baturini is the source of this 1440-nucleotide messenger RNA. Lineage: Eukaryota; Metazoa; Nematoda; Enoplea; Dioctophymatida; Soboliphymatidae. The record is from the annotation of a GenBank genome assembly.
AUGUUAAUGCCGUGGGGUAAUGCUACUUCGCAUUAUUUUGAAAUUUUCGUUUGCAGGUUGCUAGCACUUUGUACAGCGGGUAAGAAUGGCACAACCGAGCUGCAGUGCGCGUCUCUAAUUCCGUUAGAACACGUUGUCAGCGUCCUGGGCAGCAAACAUUGUCCAUAUGAGGUGAAGGAUGCGUACGUAAAAUUUGUCCUUCACUGCUACAUCGACACAGACGCGGACAUGAAGGACAUGUACUGCGACGACUGCAUUGUCUAUAUAUUCGAGGACAUCUGGAAGGACACUGAAAAACUCUUCGCUUACGGUUCGUCAGAAAACGAAGUCGCUGUGAAGUACCUAUGUAUGAGUGCCUCAAAGCUAGUGUCAGUCUUCUUCGAAAAGCCCGGCGCUGAAUACGUGGUCAAUGUUAAGAACGAUGACUCUAUUCUGGGUAAAUUGCUUGACGCCUUUGGACGUCUCCAAAGUGCUCCAUGGCUUACCGAGUUGAAUGCAAACUACAAGUACUAUCUGAUGGAUUGCGUUGAGGUGUUAUGCAGAUGCGCCACUGACAAACGCAUGUCUCUUCCUGCAAACGUCGUCAUGCCUCCAGAAAAACUGUCUAGCAAAUGGAAAAAGUACAAAAAGGUUAACUUGUUCGUGACAAAAACGGCCAAAGCUUCACUUAAAACACCAGACAACGCCAAUGUUGUGGACUUUUUCCAUGCGAAAGAGCUACGAUCUGCACUGUUGAUGAAGUUCUUUGGGACAAAGUAUCUGACCCACUUUGACGGUUUUAUUACUGAAACUGUGCCAGACAAGGCAGAAGCGUGGUCUCUCGGCUCUCAGGAUCCGAUCAGUAGGGCGAUUGUUAACGUGCAAAACUGUCUGAAUUCGGCCGGAGCCACGCGGCUCGUCAUCAAGUUAAUAGUUCAAAACGGCUCUGACAAGGUGUUCUGUGAGGCGGUGCAGUUGGCAAUUGCUCUUCUUGAGGGGGGCAACAAUUUGGUGCAGAAUACGUUCUACGAAACGAUGCAAACCAGUGAUUUGAGCGAAAACUUCUUUCGCAUAUUAUACGAGAAAAUAGGACUGGCGCAGAAUAAGCUUAAGAGCACGAUGAUGAACAGCAGCAACGAAUCUGGUGUUGGCAGCCAUGGUAGAAAAGCGUCAUCGUUGUCUUCAGCAUCCUCGUUGCAUAACCUCAUGGACGAUGCUGCGAGGAAGGCCAAUGAACAACUGAAGAAGAUGGAUGACGAAGAAACGCAAUCAUACGAUACUGAGCAACAGGAUGACUUCUUCAUCACUCCGGCUAUGGGUCUGGAAUGCAUCCAAAGUGACUUUCUGCCAUACGAGAUCGCCAUCAUGGAGCCUCUGCUGCGUAUGCUACAGCUACUGUGUGAAAACCACAACCAUAAUCUGCAGGUUAUUAUUAACUGUACGAUGUCACUAAUCGAAUAG